CUCUCUAUCUCUCUCCUUCUCUUCUCAGCGUUUCUAGGUCUUCUCUCUCUCUCCUUCCUCGUGGUGGCACCCUUUGGCUCCUCCUCCGAGUGGCACUGGUCCCGCCCAUCAGUGCCUCGCUCCGCCCCUCGCCUCGCCACUCCUCCUCUGACACCGUUGGCUCCAUCACCGGCACCGUCCCUCGCCCUCCCUCCAGGCCCACGCUUGUUCUAGCCUUCAGCGUAAGGGAGCGGCCGGCGGGUUAUACCACUGAUUUCGACCCCCGAUCUCGUGUUCCUGGGCUGGUUCUCCUUGUUCUUCCCCCUUGCCCACUGGAGUUUAAUUGGGGUCUUGCAGUUCGGCCGCUUCGUGUGACCUCAAGUUCUUCGGGAGUUCGGGAAAGUGAGAACGAUUUGGACUUCCCGAUCUCGUGUUCCUGGGCUGGUUCUCCUUGUUCUUCCCCCUUGGCCUCUGGAGUUUAAUUGGGGUCUUCCAGUUUGGCCGCUUCGUGUGACCUCAAGUUCUUCGGGUGUUCGGGAAAGUGAGAACGAUUUGGACUUCCCGAUCUCGUGUUCCUGGGCUGGUUUUCCUUGUUCUUCGCCCUUGGCCUCUGGAGUCUUGUUGGGGUCUUCCAGUCUGGCCGCUUCGUGUGACCUCAAGUUCUUCGGGAAUUCGGAAAAGUGAGAACGAGAUGCGAAGUGAAAACGAGACUCCUGAUCGUUGAGUGCGUGUUCCUGGGCCACUAAAACCUUUAAAACCUUCUUGAUCUUGUGUUUGGGGAUUAAUGUUACCGUCUUGAUCUCUUACUGUGAUCGCAAGUUCUUCGGGAGUUCGGAAACGUCAGAUCGAAAUGCGAAGUGAAUCUAAAGCGUCUGAGUGUUGAGUGCGUGUUCUUGGGCCACUAAAACCUUUAAAACCUUCUUCAUCUUGUGUUUGGGGAUUAAAGUUACUGUCUUGAUAUAUUCCUGUGACCUCAAGUUCUUCGGGAGUUCGGAAACGUCAGAUCGGGAUGCGAAGUGAAUCUAAAGCGUCUGAGUGUUAAGUGUGUGUUCUUGGGCCACUAGAUCCUUUAAAACCUUCUUGAUCUUGUGUUUGGGGACUAAUGUUAGCUCGGAAACGUAAGAUCGAAAUGCGAAGUGAAUCUAAGGCGUCUGAGUGUUGAGUGCGUGUUCUUGGACCACUAAAACCUUUAAAACAUUCUUGAUCUUGUGUUUGGGGAUUAAUGUUACUACCUCGAUCUCUUACUGUGAUCGCAAGUUCUUCGGGAGUUCGGAAACGCAUGAGUUCGUAAACUUCACCUCUGGAUCACCUCCUGUGCACGUUUGCCAUCAUGAUUAACGUUUUGUGCGGGUUGACGAUUUAAACUGUCCACCGAACGUUUGUGAGUAUAUGAAAACGUCUUCAGAGGCUACUUAAACGUUUUUCCCUUCCAUACACAUUGACCAAAAAGUAUCUGACUGCGGAAAACAUCUAUAGAGUGCUUAACUAAACGUUCAUCUCUGUGCUUCGUAUACCAACAACAUACACAGCGCUCGACCAAAAAGCUCGCUCGCUCUUUGCUUCAGGAAAGACAAUAGUGUCGGACGUGGAUAGUUUGUGCGAAGUGAAGCUAAUAGAAAGAUCCACGAAAUGUCUCUCUCCCUCUUUGCUUCGGGUAUAUGGCAAUAGUGUCGGACGAGGAUUAGUUUGUGCGAAGUGAAGCUAAUAGAAAGAUCCACGAAAUGUCUCUCUCCCUCUUUGCUUCGGGUAUAUGGCAAUAGUGUCGGGCGUGGAUUAGUUUGUGCGAAGUGAAGCUAAAAGAAAGAUCCACAAAAUGUCUCUCUCUAUGUUUCAGAUGUGGCAAUAGUGAUGUACGCGAAUGAAUGGGAAGUGUGAAAAGAAACCUAUACCAAAACAUCAACUCCAGAAUCGCACCGCAUUGGUUUUAGCUUGAAUUGAAAGUAUGAAAGAGGGAAAAAAUGCCCCUUUGUGGUUUGUGUGAAGAGAAACUAAAAGAAAAGAUCGUCCCCAUACAGAAUAGCGUUGAAUGGAUUGGCCUUAGCUUGAAUUAAAAGUAUGAAAAGAGGAAAGAAAUGACGUUGCAUGGAUUGGUUUUAGCUUGAAUUGAAAGUAUGAAAAAGGAAAGAAAAUGACCCUUAGUGGUUUGUGAGAAGAGAAACUGAUAGAAAACAUCGUCUCCAUACAGAAUCGCGUUGGAUGUAUUUGUUUUAGCUUGAAUUGAAAAUAUGAAAAGAGGAAAGAAAUGACGUUGCAUGGAUUGGUUUUAGCUUGAAUUGAAAGUAUGAAAAAGGAAAGAGAAUGACCCUUAGUGGUUUAUGUGAAGAGAAACUAAUAGAAAACAUCGUCUCCAUACAGAAUUGCGUUGGAUGUAUUUGUUUUAGCUUGAAUUGAAAAUAUGAAAAGAGGAAAGAAAUGACCCUUAGUGGUUUGUGUGAAGAGAAACUAACAGAAUAGAUCGUCUCCAUACAGAAUUGCGUUGGAUGAAUUUGUUUUAGAUUGCACUGAAAAAAAGAAGUAUGAAAGGAGAAACAAAUGACGUGUAAAUGAUUGCAAUGAAAAUGGGGAAUAUUAUUGAACGAUGAGGAGAAAUUCAUGACGUCAGUGCAAAAAUAUACUGAAAAAUAAAUGAACUGUAAGAAAAAUUAGUGGAAUGUUGAAAGACGAGGAAAAAGGAAGAGUGGAAUAGCUGAUUACGAAGGAAAGAUAGAUUACAGGACUACAAGUUAAUGAAUAAAGAAAACGCCCAAAAAUCCACAACCCUAUAAAAACCGCCCCAAAAAUCCACCCCCUAUAAAACCCGCCCUAAAAAGUCCACCCCCUUAUAAAACCCGCCCAAAAAUCAACACCUUUAAAAAAACGCCCAAACUCCAAACUGAAAAACCCGCCCAAGUGGAACAACCACAUCAUAAAAACCGCAACCAUAUGGAAAAACCGCCAAAAAUCCACCCCCUAUGAAAACCGCCCAAACUCCAACCUCUAAAAAAAACGCCCAAACUCCAAACUGAAAAACCCGCCCACGAGGAACACCCGCAUCAUAAAAACCGCAACCUUAUAGAAAAACCGCCCAAGACACAACCUCUCCCAGACCGAACGAAGCUUCCCGCCCAUCACGCCUCCUGAGAACAACAUGGACGAGAAAAUCUUAGACGUGGGCGGCGGGGGCGGCGGAGGAGGUGGUUUUACAGACGCCCAUAUAAGAGGAGGUGGAGGAAGUGGAGGACUGAGGGCUGGCGUGGGCGUGGGCGUGGGUGUGGGUGUGAACAUGGGCGUGGGUGGGUACUCUAUCAAUGGCCUGCUCACACCCAGCGCACAGACCGAGCCGAGUACCGCCCUCCUCCAUAACCUGACCCCGCUGAAGUACGGUUACCCCGACUGCACUGGCAUGGGCGGGGGCAGCACCAUGACCACGCCCACGGGGAUCUCCAUAACCCUGGGCACCCCCGUUCCCGCCCACCCCCCACACGCCCACCCCCACCACCUCAACCCCCACCACCACCACCACCACCACCAUCCGCACCUCCAACACCCCUCCACCUCCACCUCCUCCUCCUCGCUUCCACCUACCUCCACCAAUCCUUCCUUCUCCCUCGCCCCCCUCCCCCCUCUCCCCCCCGCCCCCCCGCCCACGGUGUCCACGGUGGGCGGGUCACCUACGGGAACGCCCACGCCCAUAUCAUUCACGACGCUCACUGCUGGCGCCCUCAAGAGGAAGCAGAGGAGAUACAGGACCACCUUCACCAACUUUCAACUGGAGGAGCUUGAGCGAGCCUUCCACCGAACCCACUACCCCGACGUGUUCUUCAGGGAGGAGCUCGCCCUUAGAAUCGACCUGACGGAGGCGAGGGUGCAGGUAUGGUUCCAGAAUCGCCGCGCUAAGUGGAGGAAACAGGAGAAGCUGAUGGCCAAACAGCACGAGGCGGCGGCGGCGGCGGCAGCAGCGGCGGCGGUGGCGUCUAUGGGCAUGGUAGGCGGCCAACAACAACACCAACAGCAACAAGAACAACAACAACAGGAGGAACAGCACCAGCAGCACCAACAGCAGCAGCAUAACGCGAUGGCUCAGCACCAGCACCAGCACCAAGGCCUGAGUGUGAGCCUCGCCCCCCCUUCCCAGCACCCCCAGGAACAGGUGGUUUUGGCACCUCUCACCCCACUCACAGCCACGCCCCCUGAAGUGACGUCAUCAUCUCUGGUCACGCCCACUACCCCGCCCCCAUCCCAACCACCACCCACCAGCGCCCAGACCUCCUCCCCCACGCACACACUCUCCUUUGGUUCUUCGUCGCCCGGGGUAUAUUUGGGCAUGGAGUGGACCCCGCCCUUCCCCUCCACCCUCUCCACUCCCCCUCCACCCACCACGCCCCCGCCCACAUCCACCCCUUCCCCUACCCCCGUGCUAGCCAGUCCCUACUACCUCACCGUACGACCCACAGACUUAGAGGUUCCAGACGAUGAGAAACCACUCCUUGCACACACAUUUGCCUCCUUCCCCUCCCCGUCGCUACCCCUUCCAUCCUCCGGGCUCAGUUUAACACCCACCCCUCUAUCCCUAACCCCUGCUACCCUGUCCCUCACGCCUACAAGCCUCGCGUUCACCCCUACAUCGCUUCCGUUGACCCAUGCUUCGCUUCCUCCGCCUCCGCCACCACCGCCUUCUGCUCUUGCGUUCCCGCCAGUGACGUCGAACCUUCCCCUAACUUCGACGUCCCUCUCCCUCACUCCGGCGAAUCUGUCCCAGCUGAGAAUGAGGGCACGGGAGCAGACUUCAUCGUUCAUCAACCUCAAUGUGGAAUGAGACGAGGAUGAGGAUGAGGACGUGUGUGAGGAGUUGAAGAGGAGGAAAUGACGAGGAUGGGAAGACGAAGAGGAAGAGUGUUAGGAGUUUAAGAAGAGGAAAUGAAAAGAACAAGAAAACGAAGAAAAAGAAGAGGAAAGACCGAGACAGUAAAUGAAAAGAAAACUGGGAAGAGGAUUUAAAGUGGACAUUUAGAACCGAAGUGGAAGCGAAUGGAGAGAUAAGGAAAAUGAAAAGGCAAGGACAGAGAGAUUAAGAUACGGGCACAGAAAAAGAAGACGAAGAAAAGAGAAAGAGAAUUAGGAAGAGGAUUAAAAGUGGACGUUUAGAAUCGAAGUGGAAGCGAACGGAGAGAUAUGGAAAAUGAAAAGGCAAGGACAGAGAGAUUAAGAGACGGGCAAAGAGAAAGAAGACGAAGAAAAGAGGAAAAACAGUGACAGGGAAAUGAAAAGAGAAUUAGGAAGAGGAUUUAAAGAGAACAUUUCGAAUCGAAGUGGAAGCGAACGGAAAGAUAAGGACAAAGAAAACGCAAGAUAAGGGGAAAGAUAAAGAACUGGAGAAAAAUAAGUGAAAGAAAUAUGAAAAACAAGAUUAGAAAGAGAAAUGAAAAGGGAAGUUUAGAAGACAGAACAAAGAUUACGCUCCAUUUUAAAAUUCACUGAAGCAAGAAAAAUCUGUUACUUUUCCGAUCUGUAUACAAGAAAUACACAAUAGCAGUAGUUAGUGUAUAUAAAUAGAAAGAUAUAGACGUGUAUGGGACGUGUGUGUGUUUGUGUGUUUGUGUGUGUAUAAAAAUAGUUAAUGUUUAGUGUAGUCAAUGGGUUUUUAUUACUAUCUAUAUAUCUAUCUAUCUAUGUCUAAUUGUACGUGUGUAAAUUAUUCCAAAAAAGUGAAAAUAAA
Messenger RNA from Eriocheir sinensis (Chinese mitten crab), 5674 nucleotides. Its product is annotated as homeobox protein aristaless-like. NCBI's taxonomy places the organism in Eukaryota, Metazoa, Arthropoda, Malacostraca, Decapoda, Varunidae. Gene Ontology annotation, molecular function: RNA polymerase II transcription regulatory region sequence-specific DNA binding; DNA-binding transcription factor activity, RNA polymerase II-specific. The record is from RefSeq and is a predicted model, not a curated record. Bases 3107 to 4774 code for a protein of 555 amino acids. Gene Ontology annotation, biological process: regulation of transcription by RNA polymerase II. The transcript has 6 exons.